Molecule: messenger RNA, 1063 nt
Organism: Rana temporaria (common frog)
Lineage: Eukaryota; Metazoa; Chordata; Amphibia; Anura; Ranidae
Gene: LRRC10
Product: leucine rich repeat containing 10
Exons: 1
Coding region: 157-1026 (289 amino acids)
Molecular function (GO): protein binding
Source: RefSeq, a predicted model, not a curated record
AUUUCACAACUCUUGAGAUUAAUCGCAGUUACCAUGUAAACAGUGUAUUGUAAUGGAACGACUGAAAUGCCACUCUUAACAGCCUUCACAAAACAUAGUUCAGGGACAGAGAGAGAGAAGGCUCAGAGCAUGAAGUUUCUGUGAAAUACAUGGAAGAUGGGCAAUACGGUAAGAGGAAUUAUUGCCUUCAUCCCAUCAAACAGCUGUCAAAAAUACCUCCAUGGGGAACUGGAAGAAAUGCCCAUAGAUAAGAUGGUGGACUUGAGCAGUAUGCAAAUUAGGAGAUUUCCUCUAAGAGUAUGCGCUUUCACAGAACUUACCAAGCUGUACCUAAGUGACAACAACCUAGCCAACCUUCCUCCAGAGCUGGAACUGCUGCAGAACCUCCAGAUUCUAGCCUUGGACUUUAACAACUUUAAAGUUCUUCCACUAGUUGUAUGCAGCCUCAAGCAGCUGUGUAUAUUAUACCUUGGAAACAACCAUAUUAAAGACCUUCCAAAAGAACUAAGUUGUCUUAACAACUUGCAUACUCUUUGGAUUGAGGCCAAUUAUUUCACAAACUUGCCUGUUGUCAUCUGUGAGCUGCCUCACCUUAAGACGCUUCACGCUGGUUGCAACCCAAUCCGCAACAUCCCCAAGGAGCUAGUAAAUUUAAGAGAACUGAAAAGUAUUUGGAUGUCGGGAACUCUCCUUGCUGAAUUUCCACCAGUUUUUUUAAAAAUGCCUUUCCUGGAAAUCAUUGACGUGGAUAGAAAUGGUAUUCAAUUUUUCCCGAGUCUAAAGCGCAUGCCGGGGUUGAAACUUGUUAUCUAUGACCACAAUCCAUGUCGCAAUGCUCCAAAAGUAGCAAAAGGCGUUCGCAGAGUUGGAAGAUGGUCUGAAGAAACUCCAGAACCCAAGAAAAGGUUUGAGGUGGAAGCAGAGCUUGAAAAGGUCACAGAAAGUAAAGACAUACAAUCUACAGUUGCUAAUGAAACAAAACCGCAGAAUGUUAGUCCUGUAGAGGCAACCACCUGCUUAAUUUAAUUUUACGGACUAUAAAAUGUUAAAGUAUGGCAGUUUA